AUGAUGUCUAGGAGACGAAGCUCCAACGCCGGGAUUUCCACCCGUGCCACCUCCAACGGCCACGGGUCCUCCAGCGAGUCCAUGUUUGAGCUCAAAGAAGCCCAGAGCAGUCUCCGCUACGACUGGCCCCAGCUCCUCCAGGACGACGCCAAUCCCAUCGAGCUCGCAGUAGCAUUCUUGGACGACACUUCCGUAGGGUUGGCCCACCGGCUCAGCGAGUUCGAGCAAGUCAAACAGUCCACAGAGUCUGCGCUCAGAAACGUCGUCAACGACCACCACGAGCUCUUCAACAACAGCGUGGGGUCGUACCACUUGUUGCUCUCCACAUUGACGGAGUCACAGCAGGACUCCAUCGCCAUCAAGCACAUGUUGGAAAGCACCACCAAAGAUAUCCAUGACCGUUCAGACAUUUUGGGAGAGUUAAGCCAAACAUCAGCCAGAUACGCCGACAUGAUCGAGAUCUUGGACGCCAUCAACGAGAUGAUGGACAUACCCACGCGCAUUGAUCAGCUCGUGGGCGACAAGAAGAUCCACGAGGUCUACGACGUGAUUUCCCACGGAUACAAAUUGGCAGAACAGUACAACUUGUGGACAUUGCCAGCCAUGAACGCCCUCCAGAACUACCUCGAGAUCCAGUCCAACACCUUGUUCGACUUGAUCAUCGACGAGCUCCAGAACGAGAUCUACCUCAAGGGCUCCACUGCCCUCAACGACCCUGCCAGCCAGUUAUACAGCUGGGACACCUUGCUCCGCUCCAACAACCCCCAGUUGGCGUCGUUCAAGACCUUGAUCGCCGAGCUGUACAACUUGGAGCAGUAUAUCUACAACUCGGCCAAUUUGGACAUUCCUGAAGUGGUGGAGGUACUCCAUAAGCCAGUACAGACGUUUGUCAACUCACAAUUGCCCAAGCUCCACUCCCAUUUUUCGAACCCGCUGGAAAAGCUCUACUCGCUCUCUGACAACGACAAGCACGAUGCGUCGUCGGCGUUGGACUACUCGGUGCUCUUGGAGUCCACGUCCAGCUUCAGCUCCGAAUCGUUCCACUACAUCUACAUGCUUCUCCACACCGCGUCCAAAUUGAGCAGACUCAACCAGGUGAUCGAGAUCCUCUCAGGCAACAACCAGCUGGAGUUGCACGGCCUCAUCAACCGCACCAUCGAGGAGGUCAAGCAAAAAAACGGUGCAACCAUAGGCAAGCUCGACAAGCACCAGGCAUUCGACCGGUCUUUCACGUUCGACUUCAUCGGCACCAAGAACUUCAGCGACAACUCGGUGCUAAUUCUCAAGGAUUUGUUCGGGUCGAUCUUUGUCAAGAGUUUGGCCGUCUUGCAAAGACACAAGAUCGUCAGUGAAAUCGUGCACAGAAUAGAGAGUGGCCAGAACUUGUCGUACGACGUCCACGACAUCUGGAACUCCAUCAAGAAAGAGCUACAAUCGUUGAUGACCAACUAUAUCUACGACAGCAUGAUCAUAAAUGGAACGUCCGAUAUGAUUUCCACUAACAGCAAAAUCCACGACAUUUUACGGAAGAGAGACCUCUUCCAGUUCGAAGAUGUGUCGUAUAACAAAACGUCCAAGGGGCCUGAAGAUCUACAGAUUAUAUUGCAAGAUAUGUUCCCAGGCUUCCUCUUGUCGGAUUCGUUGAAAACCAAGGGAGCCGAUGCUGUGGACUCCAACUCUCCAUACAUCAAGAACGAGCGAUUCAAUGCCAUGGUGGAAGUUCUAGUGCCCAAAAACUUGUUCAACAUGAGAAUCAUCCUUGAAUUCUUCUUGAUUUUUGUUGCUGGAUCUCAAAAGCUCUUUGCUGGAGAUGGAGCCAAUAAACCUGCCAAUAGAACGGCCAUCCAAUUUUUCGAGGACUUCAUGAAAUUGUCCUUCUUGGCCCACGUCCGAGACAGCUUGGAUGCAUCAUUCAAGGAGUUUAUCGGCCAUACAGGCGAUUCCACCAAGGGCAUCGGCAGUGGCCUCAAAUUGGACUUGAUUUCCAUGGACAAGUCCCAGUCGAACGGCGAAAUAGGGAUAACCCCCAAUUCCACAAACUUCACGGUGAUCUACCAGAAUGCAUUGGACUUCAAGAGGCUCUUUUACAACGUCUGUUCCGUAUUCAACACCUCGUUGACCUACAGAGACGAGUUCAGCGUGCUUGUGUUGAGGUUUUUGAAGCAGUUCUCUGAUUCCUACUUGUCCUUCUACAACGAAUUGUUGUCAGGAGGAGAGGAAAAUAGCAGAAUAGUGGACUACAAUUCACCAGCAAGCAACAAGCCGAUCCUGAGAACCAGCAAGUGGAUACGAGUUCCAUCUUUAACUGAGAUCAGUGGCAUGAUCAUCAGUUCUCAAACCAGCGGCGACGAGCUCAAGUUGUUGGUGCAGAAGGAGCUCGAAAUGCUUGUAUUUGGGGGCAGAGAAGACUCGGUCUUUGACACCAACAAAGACGACCUUUUGGACAACGAAUCGUUCAACCAAGUGUGCUACUUGUUGUUGACCACCUCGUGGAUAUUGACCUGGUUGCCGUUCAUCAAGAAGGAGUCCAACUACACCGCCACCUCAGGCGAUCUGGCGUUCAGUCUCUCCGCGAUUGACAAGCUCAGGUACGACUGGUCGUUCUUGGAGAACGGCAGAUCGUUGAUAAACGUCACCACUGGAGGCGAAGACAUCAACCAGGAUAAUCUCUACCUUGCGUUGACAAAGGAGAAACUCAACGAGUUCAACGCAGUGGUACUGAAUUUCCACACCAUCAGAGAUAACACCUUGCUUGCCUUGCGGUACGACUUGAGGUGCAAGGCCAUCUACUACAUCGGCAAGUCGUUUAAGCUGAUCGACUGGACCCCCAUCUCCGAGCCUGGAGACUCGGACCAAUUCAUUGGUUUGUUCAACAAGGAAGUGUUUUCCAUCGACAACAAGCUCACCAAGUACUUGAGCGAUGGCGAGAAAGAGAGUAUUUUCGUAGGGUUGCCCGAGUUUCUCAAUGUGUUGGUGAUCCAGGGGUCUCAGUUGAUCAGAAAGGUAAAUGCGAACGGUAUCAAGAGAGUUUUGUUGAAUAUAUUCACCUUGCAACAAAUGUUGCGGAACUUGUUGAAGAACCCCGAGGAGGUAGACUUUGGCAGAUCGUCGAUUUACUUCGAGUUGUUCACCUUGAACGAGUUCAAUUUUAUUAACUUUGUCAAGGCCAACGACCACCAGUUCAGUGCUGACGAGUACAAGAACAUGGUGCGGUUGAUCUACAGUGAGAAGUUGGCUGACGGGAACGGUACCCAGUUUAACAAGACCAAGUACAAUGACUUGUUGAAGAAAGUGGACCAAGUGUUUGCCAGCAUGGAUUAG
Messenger RNA from Suhomyces tanzawaensis NRRL Y-17324, 3321 nucleotides. It is a transcript of the gene SEC8, whose product is annotated as exocyst subunit. The transcript has 2 exons. Lineage: Eukaryota; Fungi; Ascomycota; Pichiomycetes; Serinales; Debaryomycetaceae. The coding region runs from base 1 to 3321 and encodes 1106 amino acids. Gene Ontology annotation, biological process: Golgi to plasma membrane transport; exocytosis. The record is from RefSeq and is a predicted model, not a curated record. Gene Ontology annotation, cellular component: exocyst.